Molecule: messenger RNA, 1332 nt
Organism: Symbiodinium sp. CCMP2456
Lineage: Eukaryota; Dinophyceae; Suessiales; Symbiodiniaceae
Source: the annotation of a GenBank genome assembly
AUGCGAAGACAGGAGCAGGAGGAAUGGGAGCACGCCAUGCGUCGCAAGUUCAUCGAAGAGGCAGAGCAGCUUAAAGCUGCCCGGCGAGCGCAACGAGAAGUUGAGGAGCUGCAGGAGAAGAAAUGGAAAGAGGGAGCUCAGAGGCGCCAGGCAAUGAGGCAGGAGGGGGUUCGUGAGCGUGAAGAGGCCAAGAAGCGACGACAGGAGCAGGAGGAAUGGGAACAAGCCAUGCGUCGCAAGAUUGCAGCGGAGGAACAGCAGAACGAGGAAUUUCGGAGGUUUGCAGAUGUCGACUUAAUGCUCGGCGAGCUUUUGCAGUCCAUGCUUGCAGGUUUUCUGAGAGGUGACCUGGCUUUACAAUACUUGGUUUCUCUUUGGUUACCGAUGUUAGCCACAUGUUGCACAGCCAUCGCCUCCACGUCAUCCACACCCUUCGCAGUCACCGCCGGGAGGUCGACGUGCGAGGCUCAAAGCUACGAGCACGAGCAGCAGAAACGCAGCGGCCCCAGCUUCGCUACUUCUCCGGCUGUUUGGAUUUACUGCCAGGCUGAGCUGCAAGCAGCAAAGUCAGCGGCUAUGCGACAGCUGCCGGUUGUUUGUGGGCAUUUAUAUAUGGGUGUGUUCGUGGAUGUUUCUGUCAGGCUGGAUGGGGGAGCCCGGACACGGAAUGUUGCGCUGCAGGGCAUCCGCUUUUUCGCGGCGAUCGCGGAGCAUGCCCUGCGAAUUGCGCCAGAUGUCCUGGCAGCAGGAGGCCACCCACAAGUCACCGAAGAGCGAGGCCCUGAUGUUAUGAAGCAACUCAUGGGCAUUUUCCGAGAUGGUCAUGCUCCAGAACGCGGAGUACGCCGCAUCUGUGACAUUGACAGACCAUCUCGAAGACGUGCCCACGAGAAGUGGUUCAACGAAGACAGCCGGGCGAUCUUGAAACGAAUGAUUGCAAUCCACGUACCCGACGACAUCUUGAAAGGCAAGGUGCUGGAGGGCGUCGAAAGUGACGAGGUGAACAUCGCCAGGCUGCCCUCAGCGAGUUCGGCGGCCUUGUUCCAGUACGGUGACUGCUGCGCUUGCUUCCAGAUUUCGGCGAACCUACACGGGGAGUACCCCGCCGAGACGACCCUCUCCGAGUACUACCCUGGGUGGACGCCAAGAAUAAAAUCUCUGCCCUACGAUGGCGGGGACGACGCCAGCAAAGACAUGAGCGGCGGCGGCGGCGGUGACUUACCAAGGAAGCGCACGAAGGGGAAGACACCUUGCGACCUGGACAGCUACCACAUGGACGAGGACAAGUGGAAGGCGUACCGGGCCGGUUGCAAGGCAAACAAAGUGCCGUGA